AUGACCAGAAGGCUGUCGAUGUUACCGUCGCUGCGGUCGGUGCUUCGUCCCACACCCACCUUUCGGAGCAGACCAUGUCGAAGCGCGAUUACGAGGCGAUCCCUUGUGUCCGCUGCUGACAUCAAAUUCGGGCAGCCCUUGCACGAGACGCACCCACACCUGGUGCAGCCAGGCGAGCUCACGCCCGGUAUCUCUGCUCUCGAAUAUCAUCAUCGUCGCGCAGCCCUCGCCCGCAAGCUACCUCACAAUAGUGCUGCAGUACUCGCGGCAGCCGACAUCAAGUACCGUUCUGGAGCCGUGUUCUACGAAUUCCAUCAGGAUCCGAACUUCUUCUACCUGACUGGCUUCAACGAGCCAGAAGCCAUUGCGGUAAUCGAAAAGGGAAACUCCGACGUGGAAUAUACCUUUCAUCUCUUCGUACGACCAAAAGAUGAACGCGCGGAGCUAUGGGAUGGCGCUCGCUCAGGCGUGCAGGCUGCUCAGGACGUCUUCAAUGCAGACGAGGCGGGUGACAUUGAUACAAUCGCGAGAGUUCUCMCUAGUCUGCUGGACGAUGCUAAAGAGGUGUACACGGAUAUUGGCGUAGGUCGACGAGGAAGUCCUCUCAGCCGAUUCAUUGCAGGGUCUCCACGUUCAGAUGGACUGGCCAAGCUGCUGAGMAGUACUUCUGUUAAACCACUGCGACCACUUAUGAAUGAGUUGCGGGUCACCAAGUCAGAAGCAGAGCUGGACUGCAUGCGAAAAGCAGGCGCUUUGUCUGGAGCAGUAAUCACUCAAGCUAUGAAGAGGACUCCCAAGACCGAGAAACAGCUCUGGGCAGAUCUUGCGUAUGGCUUCCGAACCGGGGGCUUGGAUGGCGAGGCAUAUGUUCCCGUCGUUGCUGGUGGCAGAAACGCCCUCAGCAUACAUUAUGUGCGAAAUGAUGCUCCAUUGAAAGAUGGAGAAGUCGUUCUGGUUGAUGCGGGUGGGGAAUACGGCGGCUACAUCACAGACAUCACAAGGACGUGGCCUGUGAAUGGGCGCUUCACAGAUCCACAGCGCGAUAUGUACACUAUGAUCCUGAACGCGCAAAAGAGCUGUGUAAGCCUAUGCAGGGAAGAUGCGGGCAUGACAUUGGACAAAAUUCAUCGCAUAUGCGCCAAUGCAUUGGAGGAUGGUUUAAAGUCUCUGGGAUUUGAUGUGUCUGGCGAUGCGAUGGAUAAGCUCUUUCCACACCACGUUGGUCACUUCAUCGGUCUGGAUGUGCACGACGCCCCCGGGUAUUCGAGAACGGGACCUUUACGGCAAAAUCAAUGCAUCACAAUUGAGCCGGGAAUCUACGUCUCAGACGACGAGCGAUGGCCACAGCACUUCCGCGGCUUAGGCAUCAGAAUCGAAGACUCGGUGGUGAUCGGACAAGGCCAGGUCGAAGUUUUGACGCAAAGUGCCGUGAAAGACGUGGAAGACGUGGAACAUUCCACGCAGAGAUGA
Messenger RNA from Ramularia collo-cygni, 1470 nucleotides. Its product is annotated as related to E.coli X-Pro aminopeptidase II. The transcript is spliced from 2 exons. The coding region runs from base 1 to 1470 and encodes 489 amino acids. Gene Ontology annotation, molecular function: manganese ion binding; metalloaminopeptidase activity. Gene Ontology annotation, cellular component: mitochondrion. Lineage: Eukaryota; Fungi; Ascomycota; Dothideomycetes; Mycosphaerellales; Mycosphaerellaceae. The record is from RefSeq and is a predicted model, not a curated record.